Molecule: messenger RNA, 1640 nt
Organism: Asterias rubens (European starfish)
Lineage: Eukaryota; Metazoa; Echinodermata; Asteroidea; Forcipulatida; Asteriidae
Product: mitochondrial import receptor subunit TOM20 homolog
Exons: 5
Coding region: 107-607 (166 amino acids)
Biological process (GO): protein import into mitochondrial matrix; tRNA import into mitochondrion; protein targeting
Cellular component (GO): mitochondrial outer membrane; mitochondrial outer membrane translocase complex
Molecular function (GO): transmembrane protein transporter activity
Source: RefSeq, a predicted model, not a curated record
AGGUCAUAUGUCAUGUUCGGAGUUAGUUGGGUCGUGCACGGGGGAUUUUGUGAUUUAAGCCUGAUAUUUUACAUGCUGUAAUUUCGUUCCAAAUUACAGCACCAUAAUGGUCUCAAAGACAGCUGUUGGGAUAGCAGCAGGGAUUGCUGGGACCCUCGUUCUGGGUUACUGUAUUUAUUUCGACAGAAAGAGGAGGAGUGAUCCACUUUUCCGGCAGAAAUUGAAACAGAGGAGGGAAAAGAAGAACAAAGAAAAUAAAAACACAACCGUCAGUGAUUCCUCUGCCACACUUCAGUUGCCAAAUCUGAAAGACCCUGAAAGUGUACAGAAGUUUUUCCUCGCACAAGUCCAGGCAGGAGAAGAGCUGUUGUCUCAGGGUGAUUUGACUGCGGGAACAGAUUGUCUGUGCUAUGCUGUUGCAAUCUGUGGCCAGCCGGAACACUUGCUUCAAGUCCUUCAGCAAACACUUCCUCCAAAUGUGUUUGAUAUGUUGGUACACAAACUACCAUCCGUCAGCCAGAAAUUAUCAGCGAUGAUAACAACAGAUGGAGCCCCAACACCACCAGCACCAGCCGCGAUUGUCGAGGUUGAGGACGAUCUAGAGUAAAAUACAGCUGGAUCAAAUGUAGUCUGAUCUUCUUCAUCCAGUCACUACCUAUGUCUUGUUUGACCACUUCACAACGGUAGUCUGAAAAAAGUUUCUGUGACCACGUGCGAAAUGAUAUAAUUUUUCAGAAUUUUUGUUUUUCGCUUCUGGAGUAUUUUAUUUUCCUUUUAAAAUAUGGUUGCCACAAUGAAUCUCUGACAUUGUCGUGUGAGAAAAUUUAGUUGGUACUCAUCAUGAUUCGGUGGAUAUAAACGUCAGCUGUCCACAUGCAAGCCAAAAGUUUAGGACAAUCUGGAGUUGUUCCGGGUGUUUAAAAACAUCUGGCGUAAGUUUGUCUAUAGAAAUUGCAGUUAACACGCCAUCGACGUAAAGUGGUUAAAUGAAAUAGGAGAGUUCAAACCUUUGUUUAAUGCCAUACAAAGCAUGACCCACUCUUAUGUUGAAAGAAAUAACUAAGAAAUUCUUAACCUUCAAGCAUUGGGUGACAUAAGAAAGCUCAGAAGUAAAUCUUAUCUUCAAGAAGUUUCAUUUUAUUUGUGCUUCACUACAGCACACCACACUAUAAGAGAUGUACAUGUAUGUAUAUAAUUUUAUAUAAUUCCUUAACUGUUCCAUGUGAUUUGAUUGUAAAGAAAAAUAGGUAAACAUUUGGUUGACAAAAUAGCGUUGUAUUUCAUGACACUUAUGACAACCUAGAACAAGGUUGGGUUUUAAUCUUGGGAGAAUGCGUUGUGUUCCAGCAAAGUAUCCAUCCAUUGUAGUUUUCCUGUUUUUACAUCGGAUAACAAGGACCAUUUAUAGAGUUACUGAAUAUUGAGCUCUUUCAUUUUUGUUUCCGCGUUCAAAGGAUCAUUUUGUAAAGUAUACAGGGUGAUUAAACAAGAGUGCAGAACCAAAGAUUAAGUAGGACUUGUUAAUUGCAUAUAUUUUACAUCUUAAUUUCUAUUUGCCAUGUUAUGUUAUUUCUUUUUUUAAUAUUAAAUUUGGGUUGAACAAAGAAACAUUUACAACAGCAGGAUUUGAACCUGUGACC